Messenger RNA from Aegilops tauschii subsp. strangulata, 408 nucleotides. Lineage: Eukaryota; Viridiplantae; Streptophyta; Magnoliopsida; Poales; Poaceae. The record is from RefSeq and is a predicted model, not a curated record.
AUGCAGACGAACCCUAGCAACUUCCCUCGCGUCGCGCCGGACGCGUCCGCUGCCGGCCGGACACAGCCGCGCCGCCGCCCCGUCCACUCACGCGCUGCCACCCCUGUCCCUCUCUCUCCUCCUCGCGCCGCCGGCCCGUACCGUCGCCGCCUGCCUCCCGCGCGGCCUGCCCCGCCGUGUCGCGUCCCCGCCGGCCUCGCUGCUCCGCCGCGCCGGAGCCCGCACGCCGGCGAGCCCGUCGCCGCACCGCCUCCUUCCUCCGGCCUCCCUCCGCCGGCGCCGCACCGCGCCCCCUCCCUCCGGCCGCCUCCUUCCCUCGCCGUCCCCGCUGCCGCUCCAGCGAGCCACCGCUCGGGAGCCCGAGCCUCUGCCUCGAUCGGAUCUGGUGAGGAUGAGAACGAAUGUUGA